AUGCUGCACCUCACUACGAGACAGUUAUGGUCCUGUUUCUAUUCUACUAUCGUCUUACUGGGAUCUGUUGAUGCCCUCUCCUCCCCCAUCAUAGCCAAAGGCCCCGACUGUGAGACCAAGAACGGUGCUGUUCUUGUCACCCCCGAUUGCGUCGAUGGUACCUACAAGACGGUCAUUAUCGACUCUGAGACGGACGUCACUGUCCCCGUCCCUCACCACAAGAUCUCGGGCCACUUUGAUGGAACCACCAUCGACUUCAACAUUUACUUCCCCAAGACCGGAUGGGACGGCAGAUUCUUCCAGCUCGUGUACCCGACACAGAAUUCGACCGCUGAAGACCGAAAUAUAGGGUUUAGUGCUGACAGCGGCGGUUAUACCAACCAUGUCGCCGGAGGAGGCGGCUACCGCGCUGAUGCUGCCGUGGCGAAGCUCUCGAGGAAGCUUGCAGCCGAUUACUACAAGAAACCCAACACCAAAAUUUACGGCUACGUCUAUGGUGCAAGCGGUGGCUCCAUGGUGACUGUCGGGGCCAUCGAGAACACUUUUGACGUCUGGCAGGGCGCUCUCGCCAUGGUCCAAGCCGUUCCAGUCUCCAACCCCAACAACUUUUGCAUGCGGGCAUUUGCCGGGCUCGUGUUGGAGGCCCAAAAGGACAAGCUCAUAUCUGCCGCUCGGCCUGGAAGUGAUUUGAACCCUUUUAAGAACCUUGACUCAAUGAGACGAGAGGUUCUCACUGAAGUUACCGAACUCGGCAUUCCCCUUGCAGCUUGGGAAGACUGGGAGGGCGUCACGCAGAACAGAACCAACUUCCUGCGCACCUUUCGACUCCUCGUUCCUCCCACCAUAGCUUCCUUCGAUCCCACCUACGUAAAUGACUUCUGGACCAAGAAGGGCUAUCUUGGGAAGGAGAAGUCUGCUCUUGGUGACUUCUACCGGAAAUCGAUAUACGAGUAUGAUGCCGUCGUCCAAAAGGUUGAUGUCGAUGCUGGCAACGUCCCAGUUUCCAUUACUCUCAACAAAGUCCCUUCAAAGCCGCCGGCCUUCGGCCUCCAGUUCACUAUCCAGUCAAAGGAUGGCAAAGGAGGCAUCUUCACGGCGCAGCUCGACAAGACCUCCAAGAUAGCUGUCAUUGACCCUGGACAGAACUCCACAAUCCUUGCCUCAGUCUUCAAGGGAACCAAACUCCGUGUCGACAACCGAGCAUGGCUUGCUAGCUCAGUAUGCCACAGGUACCAAGUGCCUACAAGGCCCGGCUUCUAUGGAUAUGAUUAUCUUCGCGCAGCUGAUGGCAAGCCGAAAUACCCCCAGCGCAGCCCACUCAUUGCCAACACUAUCUCACUCGGUGCCAGCGGUGGCGGCUUGUGGACCGGCAACGUUACUGGCAAGAUGAUAGUUAUGGACACUCUCAAGGACUAUGAUGCCAUGCCAUGGCAUGCAGACUGGUACAAGGGGCAAGUCCGCAACGCGCUUGGCAACCGCUUUGGCGAUAACUAUCGCCUGCAUUACGCCGAAAACGCCGAUCACUUUAUUGAACCAGUUGAGGUGCCCCAGACCACGCGUCUUGUCAAUUAUAUCGACAUGGCCGAACAGCAUCUCCGGGAUCUGAGUGCCUGGGUGGAAAAGGGAACAACUCCUCCUACGGGGACUUCAUAUGCCGUGACGGAUGGACAAGUCAAGGUUCCUACCACCGCCGCACAGCGCAAGGGCAUUCAGCCUGUUGUAGAGUUGACCUCGGGCGGAAGGACUUCUGUCACGGUCAAGGCUGGACGGUCAGUCUCUUUCAAGGCACAUGUUGAAGUUCCUUCCGGCACUGGAUCUGUUACCGCUGUUGACUGGGACUUUGAGGGAACCGGAAUAUUCGUCAAGAAGGACUUUGGGAAGGCCAAGGGUGUCAUGGACGUCACAGUAUCGCAGACCUACAGGAAGAAGGGGACCUACUACGUCGCGGUGCGUGUGGCUUCUAACCGCAAGGGGGAUGCCAAGACUCCUUAUGCUCAGGUUCAGAACCUCGGCCGCAUGAAGGUUGUUGUCAACUAG
Messenger RNA from Fusarium vanettenii 77-13-4, 2037 nucleotides. RefSeq lists its product as uncharacterized. The transcript has 2 exons. The record is from RefSeq and is a predicted model, not a curated record. The coding region runs from base 1 to 2037 and encodes 678 amino acids. NCBI's taxonomy places the organism in Eukaryota, Fungi, Ascomycota, Sordariomycetes, Hypocreales, Nectriaceae.